Arachis duranensis is the source of this 522-nucleotide messenger RNA. RefSeq lists its product as uncharacterized. The record is from RefSeq and is a predicted model, not a curated record. The coding region runs from base 1 to 522 and encodes 173 amino acids. Lineage: Eukaryota; Viridiplantae; Streptophyta; Magnoliopsida; Fabales; Fabaceae. The transcript has 2 exons.
AUGGCCACUCUGUCGGGAGUAGAGAGACGGCAGAUGGACUGGAUGUCCGUCCUGAUCAACAAGCAGCCAUUUCUUCCCUACGGCAACUAUGACGGACCGCCACAGAAGAAGAGGAAGACCACCGAGCCAUCAUCCUCAGCAGAGCCAUCAGCCUCACCAGCACCUCCUGUGCCUUGGAUAGUGGCAAAGUUUGACGGUCGCGAUCCUGGGCCACCUCCUCUAGACACACCAGAGCCUGAGCCCCAGACUAAGGAGCCAGCAGCAGAGGAGCCAGCAGCUGAAGUAGGCCAGGCAGAUGAAACUCUGGAGCAGAUUGGAGCAGAGGCCACAGUAGAAGAGCCUACAGAUCAUAUGGUUGAGGAGCCAGCAGUUGUAGCCGAGCCAAUUGUUGAGACCAUAUCAGAGCCAGCUGGGCAAACAUCUGAGGAGCAUAGACCCGAGCCCGCUAGCCAUCCAUCCACCAACAUCAUCGUCUACCACCGUUGUCACCACCCACAACUGCCAGACGGUGGAACUUCGUAG